UGGUACGAGGGAAAAAGGAUUGUUGUCGUACCUGUUUUCUACAUGAGAGUGUUGUUUGAUAUGAGUUUUGAUGUGCAUGUCAUGUGUGGGAUGGAGGUAUGAGUUGCAUGUAUAUAGUUUUAUGUAGUGUUGUCAGUCGCAUGAAUCUCUUUCUGUCUUCAAAUGAUUGCCAGUUAAGGUGUUGAGGAAUGUCACCAUCACUGGAGGUGUUUCUAAAUUUGUUCGUGACUAAUCUGGCUGCUAUACGCGUACGCUGCACCAUUUCUUUUUUGUUUAUGUCUGUUUUAGUAUAAUAUUUUUUAACACAUUUUUUUUUUUUUUACAAAAUACAGCUUUCAGUUACUAGUUUUUCUGUUCCGUUUAUAGAUUAUACACAUUUUAAUUAAAUUUCUAUCCGAUUUAAGCAGAUUCAACCAAUCUAUAUGUGAAAUCCGCGGUUGAUCCUUAAGGACUCCGAAACUGAGAAAGUGAAAGUACAACUACGCAUUUUAAUCAAAAGAACAAGCACGAGAAAGUUUCGGAAAGUCGAAGGAGUUCAAAAUCUACUCAAGGCGUAUUAGACAAAACAUCUCCAAGGGAUGUAUUGGCAUGGACUGGAAAAAAGAUCUAAUACAUCACCCCAGUUUAGACACUCGGGCCUAGAUUUUCAACAUGGACGACAUAGAGCGGGCUACUGAGUUACUUACAGACAUAGAGAAGGGGACCUCAGAUGCCUGUCAACAUAUCCAGUCAUUGCUAGAUAAAGCUGAGAAGGGGGAAAUAUCCACUUCUAAGGGGCUGAGUUUCCUGGAGAUGAAGUACCAGAUGUUGCUGAGCUACCUUAUCAACCUUACCUACGUUCUCUUACAAAAGACUCGGGGUCAGUCGAUACAGGCAGACCUGGCCAUAUUCAGACUCACCGAGAUACGCACGGUUCUAGAGAAGCUGCGUCCGAUUGACCAGAAACUAAAAUACCAAAUUGAUAAGCUCAUCAGAACAGCCGUUACUGGGGAUAGUGGUUCCAAUGACCCACUAAGAUUUAAAGCCAAUCCAGACAACAUGAUUAACAAGUUGGAAGGUGAAGCAUCAGAUGAGGAGUCUAACUCUGAUGAAGAAAAGGAAAGGAAACCUCGUGUUUAUGUACCUCCGAAGCUUGCCGCUGUUCAUUACGAUGGCGAUGAGACAAUGGAGGACAAGAAGCAGCGCCAACAAGAGAAGGCUCAGAGGCGUGCCGCAAGUAGUAGUGUAGUCAGAGAGCUGGCGCAUCAACUGACCGACGCACCAGAGGAAAUACAGGAAACUCGAGAUCUCCACAGAAUGAAAGUGGAUAAAAGGGCCAAGGAAAUAAAAGAAUAUGAAGAACAGUAUUUCACUCGUGUAUCUGUGUCUAAAAAGGAGAGGAAUGCAGCACGAAGACUCGGAACCACAUCCUCCCUAAACAGUCUUACACAGUUUGAUGACAUCAGUGCCUUAAUGGGAGACGGAGGGGACACACACCAGGAUGGACCAUCACGAAAGAAACAGAAAACAGGUGGCAAGGGCAAAGGCAAAAAAGGAAAGAAAGGUGGAUUCAAGAAGAAGAAGCGAAAGUUUUAAAGAUCUAUCAUGGAGGAGUAAUGGGAUUGUUAAUAAACAAGUUGAUUAUA
This is a messenger RNA of Mizuhopecten yessoensis (Yesso scallop), 1625 nucleotides long. RefSeq names its product neuroguidin-like. Gene Ontology annotation, biological process: maturation of SSU-rRNA from tricistronic rRNA transcript (SSU-rRNA, 5.8S rRNA, LSU-rRNA). The record is from RefSeq and is a predicted model, not a curated record. Gene Ontology annotation, cellular component: small-subunit processome; nucleolus. The transcript has 13 exons. The coding region runs from base 652 to 1575 and encodes 307 amino acids. NCBI's taxonomy places the organism in Eukaryota, Metazoa, Mollusca, Bivalvia, Pectinida, Pectinidae.